This is a messenger RNA of Hyaloperonospora brassicae, 3492 nucleotides long. The record is from the annotation of a GenBank genome assembly. NCBI's taxonomy places the organism in Eukaryota, Oomycota, Peronosporomycetes, Peronosporales, Peronosporaceae.
AUGGGCGACGCACCGCCGCUCGAGCGAACGAGCAUCAAAGCGUCUGAACUCGUCCACCGCGCGGUCGACAAGAGCUACGAAGACUUUCGGUCGCUCAUGUUCCAUCUGCCGACAAUGCGCGAAGACGAGCGACGGGAGCCAUUGCUGGCGCACCUCCAGAGCGCACGCAAACGCUUUGCGCAACUGCUCGCAGUGCUCAAGUGGUCGGUGCAAUCGCCGCUCCUGCACCAGUGCGACUCGUUGCUGCAGCACACGAGCGCCUACCGCAAUCAUGUGAACGAGACCAACGACCGGCUGUUCUUUAUGCACGCAGAUCUCAACCGCGCCAAGGAGCGACGGUAUGACCUCAGUACGGCUGUCGACGUGCUCUAUGGCGGCAGCUACUUACGGCUGCCAACGAUAAUCAAGAACGCCAUGUUCCCUCGUGAAGUACCUGAAGUGGAUAUUGAACAGGCGGCUAUGGAAGUGACGGACUUGAUCCGGUUCCGGCUGAUUGAAGCCGAGAUCCCAGAACAGGUCUCGAACAUUACACUCGAAGGAGGGUUUGUCAUCUGCCAAGCGCAAGGAGAGUUUGAGAUUGUGUUGACGCUUCAGGGCAAGGAGAACGAUGCCAAGUGGCGCGUGAUCAGCGUGAACACGGCGCUCACUGAUCCACGGGCUUUUGGCGAUCACGCUCGAGCAGCGUCCACGAGCGCUCUGCGCAUUAUUCGCACGAAUGCGCCAAGCGCAUCACACUACAAUCAUUUGAAGAACCUUGUGCAACGAGCGAUGAACAAGUCUGAGAAGCCGUUUGUGGACGCGUUUGUGGUGAUGCGCGAGUUUUGCUCGUCACUUGCAUUGCAGAUUCUUGCUUUACAGGGCAAACUGCUGAUGGAAGGUCGCUGGAAGAAUCGCAUCAUGAUUACACACCAUCGUGACCAGAAUGUGUUGGACAUGUGUUACUGGCCCAAGGCUUGUACGCGGAGAGAGACGCAGACACUGACCGAGCAGCAGCGACUGAUCCAACAGUUGAGUGAACCGUUGGCGACGGCUCGAAAGGGUUUUACGCUGCCGUAUUCCGAAUCCAGCUUGUGUGUUCGAUUGAGUUUCGAUCCAAACAAGAAGAAGCUCCUCUCUGUUAGUCUUAGUCCAUCGCUUCCACCGAACCUACCUGGGUAUGCAGCAUUAUUGAGCGCGUUGGAGGUACCAUCCAAUAUGUUUCUGCUCAGUGCCGAAAAUCUGCUGAUUGCGGCCAUGCGUGCCCAUGUCUCGGCGGCUCUUUUCUCAAUAGGCAGACUACUUGUAGUCGAUUCUCCAGACGAGACGGCUUCCACGCAACUGGUCACGGGAGAAAAGGUUGCUAUGGUCUGUUCCGACACGAGUUUGCGGAUCGCGCGGGCAGACAUUGGCGGACUGCAGCAGUUCUUAGAGAUAACGUUUGACAUUCGCGAGGGUCGGUUUAUCGUGAGCUCGGUUGCUGCGGCGAAACACGCCAGUCUCUAUACCUCGGUGAAACAAUUGGAGCGAAUACUGGAUACGCAGUGUAAAAUGGAGCUCGGAGGUAACGUUGUCAAAUCGUUUCCAAGCGAUUUUGCUUUGGUCUCUGGUGAUGGAAAAGGCGACAAGUCGAACGAGAUGAUACACGCGAGUGUUCGUAAGGUCUUGUGCGAGAUAGUGGCUGACGAGAUUGCCCAAAUUGGCUCAACAUUCAAGGGUAUCGAAGUAUUGCGGAGUGUCAAUUUGAACUGGGAGCGGUACCUUGCUUUUCGACAGCAGCAAGGUGGACAAACUGAAGAUCUAACCAUCUCAGACACAGCUUUGUAUUUUUUGUUGACGUCGUCCAAGGAGUCUACAUGUUAUUUGGUGAUUGAAAUUGAUAAGUACGGCGAAGUGGAUGGGAUGAACGGAAGUGUGCACGAAGCUACAGAAGUAGAAGAGUACGUGCGAUUACCAUGUUUUUCGUUGCUCCAGACGAGUGCAGGCUUGCCGGGUCAGCCUGCUGGUGUGCAGUUCAUCCAGCGAUUCGGAGCGUUUAAGAAAGAAGAUUUGCACCCAUCGGUCACACGCUGCAACGAGAUUGUUGUGAAUGGUCUGUGUGGAAACACUCGAAAGCGUUAUUACGGUUUGUAUGUCAACAACGCUUUGGCUGAACAAAGUGAACGCUCGGCGAAAAGGAUGCUUCUCGAGAGUGGACGAGUACAAAAGAAAAGCGGAUACUGGCUGGACAAUGCCGAGGGUCACGUAGUCUCGCGUAACGUCAUCCCCCAUAUUGCGUCGGUGUUGCUGCACGCGAUCAAUAUGUGCAGUGAGAGGAUUCAGUUGCAGCACUUUGUGAACUUCGCUCGACGGCGCAAGUCACGGAUCCGUUACUCAGGCGAGGCUGGUACGAUGAGCGGAGAGGGCACAGGUGGCCAAGUCGUUACACUUUCAUUCCCAGAAAAGGUCAACACGGAUCCACUAACGAUUGUAGCUAUCCAAGGCCACCUGAAACACAGCGGGGGAUUCGAGCUGUGUCUUCAGCUGGCCUCCGUGCCGUUCAAGUUUAUUCUUCCGAAGAGGCCAAAGACGCAUUUGUUAUCCGAUCGCUCGCACUAUGUUAACGCACGAGGCCAGCUGAUUUUCAAGUACCCGACGACGUUGGUAGCUAGUGACGUGUUCAGCGAGAAUCCGCUGGAGAUGUUCAUGGUUGAGCUCAUCUGUGUCGUGCGGCCGCUUUGCGAACUUGCUGUGAAGUUGGAGAAAAUGCUGACCGCUGUAGGUCGCUAUACUAAUGACAUCAAAAGCGACGGGCACUUUUACGUAGAGAGUGCUGACCCAUUUGGCAUUGUGCUGGCAUGCCGAGCACCAAACCCGAGGCAUUGUGUUGCUGCCGGGUCAUCGCCGGACGGCAUGACGACAUAUCGUGCAGCAGUGCAGUUCAAGCAGAAAAUGGGCUUCGUUGUCAACUACAGCCACAAAGCCGAGCAUCCACUGAUGCACUUCAUCCAGUCAGCGCUGAAUGGACACAGUGACCCAUCGCAGUUUGUAGAAGCACUGGAGCGCACGUGCAUUCCGAUGGGUAUUCUGGCAAGCGUCGUCGAGUCCCAGCUACUUUGCGCCAAAUAUUACCGGCAAGAUCCUGUGCCCGAUGCGAAGGAAGACGUAGCAAAUGGCGGCCCAAAGGCUUUUGCUCGAGGCAGAAUGGGUGGUAAGGGAAUGAAGCUGGGCUACAAGUUCAAGCUCCCUGGUGAAGAGAAGGGAUACUAUGCUGAGAAGUCGUAUGGUGGCGACGACAAGUCCUUUGUACCUGCCGAGUUAGUGAUGAUCCCGCGGUCGCAAACACAGGUUCGCCUGUCCUAUGGAGACCGCUGCGCCGUAGAUAUUUAUUUCCUGGAGAAUCAGUCGGUGAGGAUGCAGAGUUCUUUGGGAGGCGUACGCGUCCCCAGCUGUUCGUUCGAGAAGGGCAUCGUCGUGGACUGCCACAAUUUUGCUGAUAAGCUGCGCAGCACGCUGUCGGAAAUGGCAUCGGCAUAA